This is a messenger RNA of Eurytemora carolleeae, 576 nucleotides long. RefSeq lists its product as uncharacterized. The transcript is spliced from 3 exons. The coding region runs from base 196 to 513 and encodes 105 amino acids. Lineage: Eukaryota; Metazoa; Arthropoda; Copepoda; Calanoida; Temoridae. The record is from RefSeq and is a predicted model, not a curated record.
GCUCUCCGCAUUGCUUAACCCAUUCGUGACGGGACGGUCAAUUUUGACCGGGUAAGGUUUUUAAUUAUUAGCGCCUUCAUUUUUAAACCAAAUGUCGUCUCGUUUUAUUCCAGAUCCUUCCUACAUAUAUGCCGAGUUUUGCCAAUAGGUGGCAGGUCAAUAGGUUAUACCGGCUUCAGUUGGGAGGCAAACACAAUGUCAACAUGUUUAAAUUCUGAAACCUCUGGGGACAACAGGAAAAAGCGGAAAAAGCUCACAACAUUCGAGAUAUCUCAGUUGAUAGAAAAUGAGGGGAUUUUUGGUGACGAUAGCGACCUGGACCCUGACUAUAUGGAGCCAGAGUUCGACCCCAGCAGUGAGAGCAGUGGCGAGGAAUGGCAAAGGGACAAUGGCAAACAGGACAAGGUCGUCAGGCCUGGCAAGAGGCUUGCAGCUGUCCCUGAAACCAGAGUCUACAUGGACCCCCCCAUUGAGCUUCCAGAAGCCAACACGGACAACGACUCUGGUAAAUAAACCUACUAAUUAUGUGUUUUUAUAAUUUGUUUUUAUGCACACACUGUACAGUAUACACCCCCU